This is a messenger RNA of Symbiodinium necroappetens, 1677 nucleotides long. NCBI's taxonomy places the organism in Eukaryota, Dinophyceae, Suessiales, Symbiodiniaceae. The record is from the annotation of a GenBank genome assembly.
AUGGAAGCCAGCAAUUUGGUUUGUGUAGAAGAUGGCUCCGUGGAGCUCCUGGAGCUCACUUGGCCACCUGUGAGCCCCGCCGACGACGAGGACACCCUACGAGCCACUUGCCUUUGUUACGCCGUCAUGCGUCGUCCUGGGGGCUUUCUUCUCUGCCUGCCCUCGGGUUUCCUGCCUGCCGACCUCCUGCGUGCCGGGGAGGAAGCAAGUGCCACCGACCUGGUUGGCCUGUCUCUGAGCAUCGCCGUUCCGCCUAUCAGCUUGACCGAAGAAGGCGAGUGGGUCCGCCCUACCGACACCACUCCGGUCCCGGCUUUGGUGGUAGACUUGUCAGAUACUGCUGCCGAGUGCUUGGCCCAGGCCGACAACCUCCUUUCAGAUGCUGCCCCUUUUGUUUUGGAGCGUCCCGGGAUUUUCCCUCUGGCUUCGGACGUGCUGAGGCAAGCUCGGUCGUGGGCGGCGAAUGGAUCCCAGCCAGACCGCUCCGGCUAUCAAACAGCUGCCUCCGAGGUUCCCGCCAACAGGCUCCCAAAGGCAAACCCGAAGCCGAAGCGCCCGACCGUGGCACAGCUCGCCAGCCAGCAGGAGGCAUUGUCAAAAGCCGUUGCCGGGAUUGCCGAGCAACUGUCAUCACUACCAGUGUUGGGGGAGUCUCCUCCAGCCCAGGCCCCGACACCGGCCCCAGCAGCAGCCCGGAGCAUCUUAGCAGCGCCUGUCUCAAGCCACCUCGUACAGCCACCGGUCGACCCAAGGACAAGCCUGCCCGAACUUCUAGGCCCCCCUCCUCGGCUUCGAAAUGCCCUGCAGGUUGCUGCCCAAGACCAGGCGGAGGAAGAGCCAGCGGGCUUCACUGGUUUCGGCGCCAAUGCCGGCGAUCUGCCAAUCCCUGCCGAGGCCUCCAGUGCCUCCUUAGCCGAGGCCAUGCUUUUGCAAUCCAAGGCCCUGAGCGCUUUGGUCAGCCAGCUGGCUCAAUCCCAGGACCCCUUGGCUGUCGACCUUUCUUCGGCACCAGCCUCAGGCUUCUCGACCCGAGGCACUUCAGCACGGCAGAAAAUGCAGGCAGAGCUUCUUCAGAGGGACGGUUCUUUUGCAAAGCGCCUCCGGCAAACCGCCCUGCGGCGCAUAUCCCCGACUUCGGCCGAGCCUGCCGAAGCCGACCUCAUGACCCGCUACUUCGAGAGGUUCGGAGGUUUUGGAAGCCAAAAGCUGCUCGGCCUCUUCCAAUACCAGCUGGCCCAGGUCAGCGAUCUGUUGGCCCAGGGUUCUCCGAACGGGGCGGCCGACCUGGUGGCACAGCUUAUUAUCAUGGUCGAGCAGGUCAACGCAGAUGGUGGCAAGCACGACCUAGGGUUUCUUUUCAGCCUGCAGCCGGACCCCCCUGCUUCGGUGUUUGUGAACCACCCGUCGCUGCCGACUGCGGCGCUCAGGCCUUUCUCGCCGCUCGCCGAUGCCCGGCUUGUUGCUUCUACCCUUGCCUAUGUCAAAGAGCUGGAGACUUUGUCAAGCAGGCGCCUCGAGUACGGGGCUCCUCCGAAGAAGCCCAAUACCCCGCCCCCGCUUGCGAAGGUGCCGCCGCCUGGGCCCACCCAGGCCGAUCCGAGUGCCGAGCCUGCCCUGACAAAGAAGCAGAUGCGUGCAAAGGCGUGGGCGAGCCGCCGGGCCGCCGAGGGGAGCUGA